This is a messenger RNA of Eurypyga helias (sunbittern), 558 nucleotides long. Its product is annotated as G-protein coupled receptor 35-like. NCBI's taxonomy places the organism in Eukaryota, Metazoa, Chordata, Aves, Eurypygiformes, Eurypygidae. Gene Ontology annotation, cellular component: membrane. Gene Ontology annotation, biological process: phospholipase C-activating G protein-coupled receptor signaling pathway; positive regulation of Rho protein signal transduction. The record is from RefSeq and is a predicted model, not a curated record. The transcript is spliced from 3 exons. The coding region runs from base 1 to 558 and encodes 185 amino acids. Gene Ontology annotation, molecular function: G protein-coupled receptor activity.
AUGGAGAACUGCACCAGAGAUAACACAACGCUGCAGGAUGGCAUUGUGCUAUUUCAACUUAUCGUCUACGUCCCAGUGUUCUGUUUAGGGAUCCCACUGAACAUGAUUGCCUUCUGGGUCUUCUGCUACAAAAUCAAGAGGUGGACUGAGACCAGGGUGUACCUGAUCAACCUCAUGGUCGCGGACAGUUUCCUGCUCUUUGCCCUGCCUUUCCUGAUAUAUUUUACCAAGUAUGAAUAUCCUAUAGACAAUCUGUGUUUCACCAUACUGAACAUCUAUUUUGUAAACAUGCCUAUGAGCAUAUUUAUCAUCACCCUGAUUGCGAUUGAUCGAUACAUUGCCAUCAAGUUUCCUCUAAAAGCAAAGAUUCUUCGAUCCCCGCUGAAAUCAGCUUCUAGAGCCUUGAUCUAUCCUAGCUGGAUCCUGGACCAGCCAUCAGUUCCAAUGUCUGACUUCCAGGCAAGUGGCAACAGAGAGCUCAAAACAGUCUUAGAGCACCGGAAGGAAGUGACCCAUGGAGAAACCUGGGCUGAGAGGGGCGUCAGUGCCAAGGCGUGA